AGAGAAGCCAGACAAUAAUAUGUGCAUUUCUACCUAGAUAUAUCUUAUUUUCCCUGAGAAAGAUGGAUAAAGAACAUGGCUGUGAUAUUUCUCCUUCAUGGGAUAGUGCAGAAAAUGGCCAUUCUUCUGUGGAGAAGAGGCUAAGGUUAUUUGGGUUUGAGCUGAACCCAUCUAAGAUCAACGAUGGCUGUGUCAAAGACCCUGUGGAAGGAGAUGAAAGUGUGAACUCUUCAAACUCGGUUUCAUCAGGAGGAGAGAAAACUGAACAGCAGGACAAGAGUUCACCUGCGACAAGAGACACCUCAGAUCAUGAGAGGAAGUUCGAGUGCCAAUAUUGUUGCAAGGAAUUUGCAAACUCACAAGCAUUAGGAGGCCAUCAAAAUGCUCACAAGAAAGAGAGAAUGAAGAAGAAGAGGAUGCAGCUUCAAGCCAGGAGGGCUAGCUUAAGCUACUACCUUCAGCCUUUUCAAAACAACCCUGGUUUUUCCUUCGAUGGCUCUAAUUCUCCUUGGUUCUAUGACCCCUCUUCUUAUAACUCUGGGUUUUCUUCAUAUGAAGAACCUCAGAUUAGCUUCAAAGCCAAUGAUCAAGACGCCAUCAAUAUUCUUAAUGGUUUUGAUCAGAAAUCAAAAUGGAAUUCUCAUCCACCCCCUUCCCUUCCUUCUCAACAAGAUACUUGUAUGUUCACUUUAUCACACACAGAUAAUAGGCCUCUCAUCUUCCCUGCAGCUUCAAACCAGAGCCACAGUAACAAGGCUCUGGAUCUUCAACUAGGCCUCACCUUGCAGUCAGAUACAAUAGAGUCCCUAAGAAGGAUGUAAUUUAGUUUAGAACACAUAGGAAACGAAGAAAAAAACAACAUAGAGAAAAUCACAAUUCAUUAUAGCUGGCCGGCCCUCACAGAGGCAAUUCAUCAGUCACCUAGCGUACAAUUCAUAUAUGUUGUUAUUAAUAGCCUAAUGCCAAAACUGGGUUACUUUUGCAUCA
Prosopis cineraria is the source of this 987-nucleotide messenger RNA. Its product is annotated as zinc finger protein 5-like. The transcript has a single exon. The record is from RefSeq and is a predicted model, not a curated record. Bases 63 to 821 code for a protein of 252 amino acids. Gene Ontology annotation, biological process: trichome morphogenesis; trichome differentiation; cytokinin-activated signaling pathway. Gene Ontology annotation, cellular component: nucleus. Gene Ontology annotation, molecular function: DNA-binding transcription factor activity; transcription cis-regulatory region binding. NCBI's taxonomy places the organism in Eukaryota, Viridiplantae, Streptophyta, Magnoliopsida, Fabales, Fabaceae.